Messenger RNA from Felis catus (domestic cat), 3908 nucleotides. RefSeq names its product niban apoptosis regulator 2 (gene NIBAN2). The record is from RefSeq and is a predicted model, not a curated record. NCBI's taxonomy places the organism in Eukaryota, Metazoa, Chordata, Mammalia, Carnivora, Felidae. The coding region runs from base 178 to 2415 and encodes 745 amino acids. The transcript has 14 exons.
GGGCGGAGGCGGCCGGCGGGACGGACGCGGCCGGGGCUGGAGCGCGGGCAGAGCGGAGGCCGCAGCCAGGGGCGGCGGGAGCGGGACGGGCCGGGCUCCAUGGCGCCAGCGGCGUCCGCCUGAGCAGCGCGAGCAGCGACGGGUGGCGGGCGGAUCGGGCCGCGGCUCUUCCUCGCCAUGGGGGACGUGCUGUCCACGCACCUGGACGACGCCCGGCGCCAGCACAUCACAGAGAAAACCGGGAAGAUCCUGACGGAGUUCCUCCGUUUUUAUGAGGACCAGUAUGGCGUGGCCCUCUUCAACAGCAUGCGCCACGAGAUCGAGGGCACGGGGGCGCCGCAGGCCCAGCUGCUCUGGCGCAAGGUGCCGUUGGAUGAGCGCAUCAUCUUCUCUGGGAACCUGUUCCAGUACCAGGAGGACAACAAGAAGUGGAGGAACCGCUUCAGUCUCGUGCCUCACAACUAUGGGCUGGUGCUCUACGAGAACAAAGUGGCCUACGAGCGACAGGUCCCACCACGGGCUGUCAUCAACAGUGCAGGCUACAAAAUCCUCACCUCUGUGGAUCAGUACCUGGAGCUCGUCGGCAACUCCUUACCAGGGACCACAUCAAAAUCGGGCAGUGCCCCCAUCCUCAAGUGCCCCACGCAGUUCCCGCUCAUCCUCUGGCACCCUUCUGCACGGCACUACUACUUCUGCAUGAUGACGGAAGCGGAGCAGGACAAGUGGCAUGCGGUCCUGCAGGACUGUAUCCGGCACUGCAACAAUGGCAUCCCUGAGAACUCCAAGGUAGAGGGCCCUGCGUUCACGGACGCCAUCCGCAUGUACCGCCAGUCCAAGGAGCUGUACGGGACCUGGGAGAUGCUGUGUGGGAACGAGGUGCAGAUCCUGAGCAACCUGGUGAUGGAGGAGCUGGGUCCUGAGCUGAAGGCGGAGCUCGCCCCGCGGCUGAAGGGGAAACCGCAGGAGCGACAGCGGCAGUGGAUCCAGAUCUCAGACGCUGUGUACCGCAUGGUGUACGAGCAGGCCAAGGCGCGCUUUGAGGCGGUGCUGUCCAAGCUGCAGCUGGCCCGGCCAGCCAUGGAGGCGGCCAUCCGCACGGACAUGGACCAGAUCAUCACCUCCAAGGAGCACCUGGCCAGCAAGAUCCGAGCCUUCAUCCUCCCCAAGGCAGAGGUGUGCGUCCGGAACCACGUCCAGCCCUAUAUCCCGUCCAUCCUGGAGGCCCUGAUGGUGCCCACCAGCCAGGGCUUCACCGAGGUGCGGGAUGUCUUCUUCAAAGAGGUGACAGACAUGAACCUGAACGUCAUCAACGAGGGUGGUGCUGACAAGCUGGGUGAGUACAUGGAGAAGCUGUCCCAGCUGGCGUCCCACCCCCUCAAGAUGCAGAGCUGCUACGAGAAGAUGGAGCCACUGCGGCUUGACGGGCUGCAGCAGCGUUUCGAUGUGUCCAGCACGGCCGUGUUCAAGCAGCGAGCCCAGAUCCACAUGCGAGAGCAAAUGGACAAUGCCGUGUACACCUUCGAGACCCUCCUGCACCAGGAGCUGGGGAAGGGGCCCACCAAGGAGGAGCUGUGCAAGUCCAUCCAGCGGAUCCUGGAGCGCGUGCUCAAGAAAUACGACUACGAUAGUAGCUCGGUGCGGAAGCGAUUCUUCCGGGAGGCGCUGUUGCAGAUCACCAUCCCCUUCCUGCUCAAGAAGCUGGCGCCCACGUGCAAGUCGGAGCUGCCCCGGUUCCAGGAGCUGAUCUUCGAGGACUUUGCCAGGUUCAUCCUAGUGGAGAACACGUACGAGGAGGUGGUGUUGCAGACGGUGAUGAAGGACAUCCUGCAGGCUGUGAAGGAGGCCGCUGUGCAGAGGAAACACAACCUGUACCGGGACAGCAUGGUCAUGCACAAUAGUGACCCCAACUUGCACCUGCUGGCGGAGGGUGCACCCAUCGACUGGGGUGAGGAGUAUGGUGGCAGUGGUGGGGACAGUGGCAGCCCCAGCGUCCCGGAAGCAGCCCCGCUCUCGGAAAAGCGACGGCGUGCCAAGCAGGUGGUGUCCGUGGUCCAGGACGAGGAGGCAGGGCUGCCUUUUGAGGCUGGCUCGGAGCCACUAUCACCUGCGUCCCCGGACAGUGUCACCGAGCUGCGCGGUCUGCUGGCCCGGGAUCUGCGGGCUGAGAGCCCCCCGCCGGCUGGCCCUCUGCUCAACGGGGCCCCCUCCCAAGAGAGCCCCCAGCCCGUGGCAGCCCCUGAGGCCUCCUCGCCGCCAGCCUCGCCCCUUCGGCCACCCCCUCCUGGAAAAGCUGCGGACCUUGAGCCCCCCAAACCUAGUGACCAGGAGACUGGGGAGCAGGUAUCCAGCCCUGGUGGCCGCCCCCCCAUCCACACCACCACCGAGGACAGCGCAGGGGUACAGACUGAGUUCUAGGCCGGUCGCCCCUGAGCUUCUGCUGGACGUGGGUCACCCCCUCCAAGGCACAGGCAGGCUUGGCUCUCGGCAGGGAGCCCCGGGUCUGUGCCUUGGGGUGGAGGUCGGUGGGGCCAUUGUGGCACCUCUGGGGCCGGGCAGGGGUGGCCCACCUGAGUCACUUUAUUGGGUUUGGUCACACUUUGCUCCUGUUUUCUCUUCUGUGGCACGAUCUUGGGCUUCCUGCUUGUGCUGGAAGCUGGGCACAGCCGAGGGGCUGAGGUGUACCCAGUGAUCACCGAUUCCCUGGGUCCUCCUCUCCUGCCUUUUAUGGCCUCGGUUUCCCUCCCGGGUCUCGCCAGCCUUCUCAGAAAGAUGGAGGUAGAGUGGUUGCUUGAUGUGUUACUUGGCCACUGGCUUCUCUCCCUUCUCACCAAGGGCUUUAUCAGAACCAGGACCAGGGAGCACUGGGGGCCCCAGUGUCCUCCUCAAUCCAGGCUGGGCCCCGAGAGGCCAGUUUGGGAGGGGACACGGGCCUUGUUUUCCCUGCUCUGGGUGAGGGGAGGUGCAAGGAGGGGUCUUCCGGCUGUAGCCAGGCUGGGGCUGCUGGGUUGAGGGGGAUGCCUCAUGGAGGAGGAGGGGUGAGGUGGCUUGGAUUGGAAUGAGAAAGGCCCAGAAUGUGCUGGUCUGUGGAGAGGAAGUGUCUCAAGGGAGGGAAGAGGGGGUCGGUGGGGAAGUAUUGCUGGGAGUGUCUUCAAGGCAGGCUGAGGCGGCAGAGGGAAGGCUGCUGGAAGCGGAGCAGGCUUCUGCACCCCCCCCCCCCCCCCCCCCCCGGCACUUAGCCUAUCUCCUGCCUGUUGGCAGCCAGCCUCCCGGAGUCCCUCCGUCCCCCUUGCCUGUCUCGGCCACAUGCUGCAGGGUGGGAUGGAGGGGAGCGUGGCCGUGUGCUCGGAAAUGGGGUCUGCGGGGUGGGGAUGGAGAUUCAUCUGUGGGCCACCCCCAAGGUACACAUUGUCCACCAGGGGAGCGGAGUACAGCUCCCCAAGGCGCUGCCGGUGUCCCCUCUGAGGAUUUGGGGUCAGGCUGUGGCUUGGCCGUUGUUGCCUCCAAGUCACCUCACCCGGCAAAUUCCCUUCUCAGAUGCGCUCCUUCCACAGCGGCUUGUUCCUGGGGGUGAAGGUCUAGCCGAGGUAGCUCCACCCCGGCAGCCCUGUCCCCAGGGACCAGGACUUCCUGCCUGCCCCAGCGCCCUCCUCCGCCCCGCACCCUCCGUCCCCUUCCUAGGGCAGGGGCUUCAGACCCAGGGGACAUAUGGUGGUGGCUGGUGCUCAGGGCCCCCUGGUCCCCCCAGCCGGACUCUCCAGUGCCUCACUAACCUUCUGCCAUCUCGUUCAUGUGUUCAGAUGCUCUCCUCUAGUGCCUUGGGGUUUUCUCAAUCGUCAUUCCCAGAUAUUGUACUGAAAAUAUUAUGCAAACUGGUUAAGCUUUACUAAUCAAUAAAUGAUUUAAAGCCA